Messenger RNA from Gasterosteus aculeatus aculeatus (three-spined stickleback), 3561 nucleotides. NCBI's taxonomy places the organism in Eukaryota, Metazoa, Chordata, Actinopteri, Perciformes, Gasterosteidae. The record is from RefSeq and is a predicted model, not a curated record.
GACCUCGCCUUCUGUUGAUGCACUUUAGCACCUUUUCCGGAGCCCCCACCGACCCGCGAGCCCCACAGCUGAUGACCAAAGCCAGCGCUGCCCCGCCUCCCCGCCGUCGCCCCGAGCAACGCGCCUCCUCCUCCUCCCCCAGCACCCCCUCUCUUGUCCUCGAGUCGCUGUGGGGCGUCCAAGGAUGUUCCAGAGGUUCACCAGCGCUCUGUUCGGGGAUGACGGCGAGGAGCUGAGUCGCCGCGAGGAGGAGGAGGAGGAGGAGGAGGAAGAAGAAGAAGACUGGAUCCUGGUCAACUACCUGGCCGAGGCCGGUGGCGACGGCCUCUCCGCAUCCACCGCUGGUCCAGAGGAGGAAGAGGAGAAGGAGGAAGAGGAGGACCUGGUGAUGAUCCCCUCCCCCGUGGACAACCCCCAGAUCCGCUACGCCUCCUGCACCUCCCUCAACUCCACGGCGGACACGGACGGCGGCGCCGAGGAGGAGGAGGAGGAGGAGGAGAGCGGGUUCCUCCGUCUGAACGCCUGCUCCCUGGAGGAGAGCUGGUUCGUCACGCCGCCGCCGUGCUUCACGGGGCGCGGCGUGCCGCCGGCGCUCCUGGAGGCCAGCCCUCUGGAGAACCUGCUGAUUGAGCACCCCAGUAUGUCUGUCUACGCCCACCGCAGCCCCCCCAGGAUGACCCUAGACCCCCUGCCGCGCUCCCUUGACCUGGAGCUGGGCUUGUUGCCUGGCAACGUGCCCGCCGCCAUGACGCCAUCUGCCGGGAAAGAGAAGGGAAGACGCACGCUGGACGGCCCUCGACACAGCCCUUGCAGGCCGGAGGUGGCGGUCGUCCCGCGGCGCUCCACCCUCCACUCGGCUUGCUACGCCGCGGCGCUCUCCGCCCGCGCCGGCCUCCUGCAGCAGCGGGACAGCAACGCCGCUCAGCGCAGCAAGCCGCUGUCCCGCAACGCCCUGCGGCGCCUCAACAUGCUGCGCCCCCCGAAGACCAGCUCCGCCCACCUGCACCAGCCCAGCCAGAGACACCUCAACUUUUGAGGGCUCCUCAUCGUCACCACCACCACCACCACGGGAAACUAACCACCUCUUCUUCUCAAGAGCUCAACACCAGCAACGUGUCCUCAGCCACGCCCCCGACCUGGAAUCUGAUUGGUCAUUGAAAUCUGGAGUGAUUUUAGGUUUUAUGUUAUUGGCUCACGGGGCGAAUCAUUUCGCAUCAUCAUCAUCCCUCAUGUUGAAGCUAAGGAAAUAAGAAGGCGUCAUCACGUGACGACCUCCCGUUGUCACGGUGACGACCUCUCUCUUCUUCUUCACGGACAACUUAAUGAGUAGAAUCAAUGCUGUAGGUCACUUUACUCAGAGGCAGGUUCGUCAGGUGCGGCAGAUCACGCUCACGUGAUGUCACAGCGGGGAGCCGUGACAUCACGCGCUUCAUAAUCAGAUGUUCUUUUCUAAAAUCCGUCUUUUAUAAGACCUCAUUUUAUGGAAGUUCUUUUACUAGUAAAUAUUCAACAUGUUUUCAGUGGGGUUUAAAAACGGUAACUAGAUGGAUGUAAUUCAGGCGUGUUGCCUCACGUGCUCUAGUGACCACGUCAAAGGAAACACGACACUGUAAAAACUUGGAUGUUUCUGCCUUUUAGAGUCGGCGCUGUUGUAUCGCGGGUCCGUUAGCGUCCGUUAGCUCGCCGCCAGCUGAACCUGCCUCUGACUCCGUAAUUCAGUACUUUUCACAAUAUUUUUUUGAAAAGAAAAAAAAAAGGAAUAGAAAUACUGGGUUAAAUAUCACUAAACGCCUUGUUUUAACGGUAGCUUUGAGAUGAAUAGAAAUGUUUAAAGAUAAAAAUGUAUUUAAAAAAAAUUCCAAAAUAACUUUUUUAAAAGAAAAAACAAAUUACAUAUCAGUAUGAAGUCUGUAUACAUGAGUGUAUUUCUUGCUUGAGUGUGUUUGGUUGUGUCAGUGUGCGAUCUGUUGCAUGGUUGUACAGCUGUGUUCCUGUGACGGCAGAAAAAACAAAUGUGUUUUUAUAAUUGUGUUUUUUGUUCUUAAAUGAAUCUGCAGUCUUCUUCUCAGGGUCACAAACAAUCACAUUUACUCUCCAGGAAAAUGCAGAUUUACUUGAUGGCUGACGAUUCUCUUUGUGCGCUCAGACUUUUUAUUUUGUCGUCUCCGUCCCUUUUGCGAGAAACGAGUUUUAGUUUUAACUGAGAAUUUGGAAAUCCUUCGCGAUGGAGAGAAACCUUGUUUUGUAAAUGUCCUUUAUGCUUUUUAACUAUUCUAUUACGUUAACUUAGUUACAUUACCUUAACUGUUAAAAUAUUUAACCAAAAAAGUGUCAAGGAUCUUCAGUCCUUCCACUAGUGUCACCACACUGCAGGAGAGAAUAAACAAUAGAAUCCUAAAUAAAAGACAUGAGAAUGGGACAAAGUUACAGGACGGAAAGUCAAAAGGAUAAAUGAAUAUAUGUAAUGAGGAAACACUCAUUAUUCGUGUGUUUGUGUCAUUAGAAGCCGUCCUAACCUGUGAUUGUAAUUUUAAUCAAGGCAUCAAAUUCUGAGUAAAAUCUUGUAAACGGUGCCGUCACAUCUCAGAACUGUAACAAUUUCUUAUUAUUUCUCACCUUUAACCUCCAAACAGGGAAGGUGAAACAAAUUUCACAUGUCUUUUUACUUAUUUGAGCAACACAUGCGCAGUAAAUGUUUGGAACGGGUGAAUUAGUUGGUUACGAUUCUAACUUUGCAGUGUGGUUUGUGAAUAACCUUCAGAACGCACUAACAAACCGUAGAUAAUCCACAGUUGAGCCUUUCUCUUCUUACUUAUCGAGCUCUGCAAUCACGGACAAUGAUUUUUGGGAGCUUUACGUUAAAGGGAUCGGAUGUGAUGAUCUGUCUCUUCGGCUCUCGGGAGCCUUUUUUUAUUUCUUCGGUUCGUCUCUCCAUCAUCAAACUAACAGGGAUCUGUAAUGUUCUUAUUUUGUUUUAUGUUCAAUGCCUUGAAAUUUGUGGAUCUCGUGCCUUCCGGGUUUUGAAAUGUAAUGACAAUGCAUCGAAGAAGAACUUGAACUCCCGAUUUUAUUCUUUUGUUUGUACGUAACAAGUUAAAAUCCCAGAAACGGACGUCAGAAACCAGCUAUGCACCACUCGAAGCAGCCAACAGCGUUUGCUUAUUUCUUUUUUUUUAACUAUGACUCAACAAAAACCAGACAGAAUGAUGUAGCAGAAGCCCUUUUCUCCUUGUUUGUUUUAACAAAAAAAGUCUGAAGAAUAUUUUGUGUCAUUUUAUUUUCAUUAGUGUCAGAUGCUUUUUUUGUUUUGUUGUAUUUUACUGGAAUAAUACAGCACGUUGCCAAAAAAGGGAAAAAAGGUGUAGGAAUUAUAGGGUUAACUGACAGAGAAACUUUUUUUCUCUGUCUUUUGUAUUUUUGGAUGUAUGGCAGAUCAAUUCACUCGUUCUGAUGUUGAAAAAAAGAGCUAAUUCUAAGUAGGGUCAUCUGUCUUUUAACUGUUCUAGUUACUACAUAUGAUCUCUCGUUAGCUUUAAAUAAUAAUAAAUGUUUUCAUGGCUC